GCUGCCCCGGGGCAGCAUCAGCCCUGGAUCACUCGGGACAGGAGUGUUUGCAGAGCACCCCUGGCUCAGGGGUGGAGGCACUGAGCGUGGCUGGGCAGCUGGGAGAGGGCAGGAAGGCUCCGAGCCCUGGUGGGACCCCCAGAGGUCACCGUGUGAGGGCUGGGAAGGGCCUCCAGGCCCUGGGCAUUGCAGUGGAAGUCUCCAGAGUUGUGUUUAGCCUCAAAGCCGAAGCAUAAAACCCUGCUCAGCCUUGAAGAUGUGGCUCAGCCAAGCCCCAGCCCAGCCUCCGGGCUAAGCGUGGUCUCCCCCUCCUGCCUGCAGCCUCUCCCCAUUUCCCUGCCGGCGUUCCAGCCGCCCGGACGGAGCAGCUCCUGGCACCGUAACUCAUUGCUGGCUCUGGCCAGGGCUGUGCUCGGGUUCCCUGUGUCCCGAACGGGCCGGGAGCGGAGGGACGGGGAAGGAGAGGAGGGACGGGCAGCGCCUCUCCCUCGCAGGCAGCAUCGCCUUUCCACAGCCGUGCACGCUGCCAGGGUAUUGCUGAGCAGCCCAACUCUGCCGGGACCAGGCGUGCCCCGGGCAACUUUCCUCGGCUCCCAGAGUCCAGCUGGUGAUUUCACACAGGCCUAAGAGCUCGGGCUGUGCUCCGGGAGAAAGCAGGAGCAGGGAGCAGGGAGCUGCUGCGGUGGGGUGCACAUCGCUGAGAUCGCUGGAGAAGAGGCUGGGUGGUCCAUGAGGAGGUCGGAGAAGGCAGAACGUGGGUUGGAUAAUCUCAGCUGGAAGUUCAAGGUGAAGCGACUCCUCAGCCCUUGUCAGAAGAUGUUUAAGUGACAGCCCAGCUAGACCCCACCAUGGAGAAGACAGAAGCAGAGGGCCAGCCACCCAACGGGGAGAGGGAGCAGCCCCGCGGCCUCCCCUACUCCCUGGAGACGCCCUACGGCUUCCACUUGGACCUCGACUUCCUGAAGUACGUGGAUGACAUCGAGAAAGGCAACACCAUCAGGAGGGUCCACAUCCACCGCAGAGCCAAGCAGCCCAAAUUCAGCACGCUGCCCCGCAACUUCAGCCUGCCCGAGAACGGCUCCCGCGGCUGCUCCACCGCCGCUCCCAGCAAGAGCUGGACCUCGACCUGCUCCUUCCCGCAGCGAAAGGCGUCCCUGGGGGAGGAGCCCCCCCGAGCCCCCCUGCCCGCCGAGGCCGCGGCCGAGGAGCCGAGCUACCGGAGGAAAGCGCUGCUGGCGGAGACGCGGCGGCAGACGGAGCAGGGCCGGGCGCAGGCGGAGCAGGGCCGGGCGCAGGCGGAGCAGGGCCGGGCGCAGGCGGAGCAGGGCCGGGCGCAGGCGGAGCAGGGCCGGGCGCAGGCGGAGCAGGGCCGGGCGCAGGCGGAGCAGGGCCGGGCGCAGGCGGAGCCGGGCCGGGCGCAGGCGGAGCCGGGCCGGGCGCAGGCGGAGCCGGGCCGGGCGCAGGCGGAGCAGGGCCGGGCGCAGGCGGAGCCGGGCUGGCCGCGGGAAGCGCUGUGGGCGCGGCCGCAGCUGCUGCGAGCCUCCAGCAUGCCCGACGCGCUGCCCCCCGGCCAGAGCCCCCCGGCAGUCCCCUCACCGCUCCGGACCCCUCCCCAGCACUGCCCCGACCAGGGCGGCUCCGAAAGCACCUCCCGCCCCAGCUCGGACAGCAGCGCGUUCACCCCGCCCCGGGAGAUGAGCUCGGAGCAGGACGGCUCCUUAGGGCAUCCCGGCGGGGUUCUACCGGGGCUGGGCCCCGUGCAGCCUCCCUGGCAGAACCAGCAGCUGCAGGUGGUGAUGGAGAGCGGCGGCGAGGAGGGCGAUGCCGCCGAUGCCAGCGGCGGCUCCGACGUGGCCAAGGGUGAAGCAGCACCAGCGGCUGCCCUCCAGCUGGCAGAGGAGAGCAUGAACCCUGCAGAAAGGGGGCUAAGUGUGAGUGAGGUGGAUCUGAAUGUGCUGCAGGAAGGCGAGGAGAGGGAUGUCCGGGCUGGAGGGGACAAGGAGAGCGGUGUUCCGCAGGCUCCUGACGCUGGAGAGCCCGGCGGGGUCGCGGCGCUGAAGCAGCAGAUCGCUGACCUGGAGGAGCAGCUGGGCAAGAAGAAAGAGGAGCUCGAGCAGGUCAGGGCAGUGCUGGAGCAGCAGGAUCAUGAGAUCCAGGAGAAGGAGAAAAGCAUUAAGCUGCUGGCUAGCUCCAAAGCUCAGCUGGAAGAGCAGCUGUGCCAGGAGAAGUCCAAGGAGGCCGAGCUGCGGUCGUGGCGGGGCAGUGGGGCCCUGCAGUGCCUCGAUGCUGCGGUGAACACCGAGUUCUCACAGGUGGCAGGGCUCAGGCAGGCCCAGGACAAAGGCAUCAACGUCAACAUCCCGCUCUCCACCAGAUCCAUCGGCUGUGGUGUCCACAGGGCAGACAACGUCCAUGCACAGGCCGUGGAGCUGGGCGCGUGGAGAGAGCAGGGACUGGCAGACGCUCGAGCAGAGGGACGUUCUGGUGAGGCUGGCAUGGAGGCUGGACUUCCUGCUCCGUGCUUCACCCAGCUGCAGAUCCACGAGCACCCCAGUGACGACAACCAGAACCACCGGAACAGCUGUGACUCCUUUGGCCCAAAGGCAGCCGGAAGCAGGGCAGGCUUUGGAGAAGAUAAACCUCGGGAAGGGCUGGAAGAGGAAGGUGCCCCUGGCCAUGAGGACCUCCCGGCUGUUGACCCCAUUGGCCAAUAUGUAAAAAAGAUCCAGGAGCUCCUGCAGGAGCAGUGGCUGUGUUUGGAGCACGGGUACCCUGAGCUAGCCAGUGCUAUCAAGCAGCCGGCCUCCAAGCUCAGCUCCAUCCAGAACCAAUUGGUUAAUUCCCUAAACUCCCUGCUCUCUGCCUACUCCUCGCAAGGGCCCGUGGAUAAGGAGAAUUCCAACAUGCACUAUCAACAGUUGGAAAACUCUCCAACCACAAGUCUUAAAUCCAUCAUGAAAAAGAAAGGUUAUGGUUUCCAUGCAGGAGGCAAUGGGACCAAAAAGAAUCUCCAGUUUGUUGGGGUAAAUGGUGGCUACGAGACGACAUCAAGCGAAGACACGAGCUGUGACGACAGCGCAUCGGAUGGUGACACCGAGACCGAGGCCGAAGGCAGAGCUGGUGACGUGGAGCCCGAGCAGGCUGGAAGGGAAAGCAAAGGGGCUUCCUCAGGGGAGAAGUGUGAGGAUGAUGAUGAGCAGGAGGCAUCAGCAAGAGCAGCACCCUGCUCUCAGCACGAGGCUGACAGGUGCAAACCCUCUGAAGAUUUCCUCACCGCCUGCCAGCUCCUCAGUGAACACCUCCCAGAAAUCAGGAGCACAAGCAACAAGCAUCUGCGGCACGUCCUCGGCUCCAUCUCCCAGGAGUGGUUCCAGGUGUCCAGCCACAAGUCUUCCAGCCCGCAGGUGGUGGCAGCGUACCUGGAGGCGCUGGGGGACAUCCAGCCCCAGCUGCUGGAGACGGUGGUGAACCUGCCCGACAGGAACGGCAACACAGCUCUGCACUACAGCGUGUCCCACUCCAACUUCCCGGUGGCAAAGCUCCUGCUGGACACGGGCGUGUGCUGCCUGGACCUGCAGAACCGCGCCGGCUACACGGCCGUGAUGCUCACGCCGCUGGCGACCCCCGAAACCCACCAGGACAUGGAGGUGGUGAUGAGGCUGCUGAAGGAGGGGGAUGUCAACCUGAGGGCCGCCCAGGGAGGCCAGACCGCGCUGAUGCUGGGGGUGAGCCACGAGCGGGAUGACAUGGUGCGAGCCCUGCUGUCCUGCCAGGCCGAUGUCAACCUGCAGGACGAGGAGGGGACCACGGCCCUCAUGGUGGCCUGUCGCCAGGGCAACGCCGACAUCGUCAGGCUGCUCUUGGCCCAGCCCGGCUGCCAGGUCACGCUGACCGACAAGGGCGGUAACUCGGCGCUGUCACUGGCACACGGGGACAUCGCUGCUCUCCUGCGAGCCCACCUCGAGCUCAGCCCGUCCCUCUCGGUGUGACCCAGCGGGGAGAAGCCAGGACGGGGAGCUGGGAGCAAACAGCUCCUCCCCGAACAGCCCCGCCGUGGCAGGGCCAGUACCGCGGGGUCACGGGGGAGCAACCUCCCUGCCUCAUCUGAAUAAUGUUCCCUGUGUCUAAUUCUCCUCAUUCAUCCCACUCACACCCCUAAGCUGCGCCCAGUGCCACAAACAACUCCAGACUCUCCUACCCGCCCCUCCCGGUGUAGAUUUGGCAGGUGAGCAACCAAAAGGAAUGAGAAAAGCACAUUACAACAGCAGUACUUAGUCUUUUCCAACCUGAGGUUGUGAGUGUCCUUUUAAUUGACUACUUAACUGUAUCUCAUUUAACUUGUAAGUUUGUGUCCUAAUAUUUAUUAUCAGCUCUUCUGUAAGUAGUGGCAGGCAGUGAUUACUCAGUGUAUGUAACAACAAACACAAGCUGGAUGGAUUAUGGAAAGCACAAAAUCUUAUUUAUGUUUGCUUAUGCGGGUCUGAUGUAAGAAUUAAAAAUUAAUGCUCUAGGAAAAUAUUUGAGUAUGCCAGACCCAAACACACAGACAUUGUUUUGCCUGGAUUUGGAAUUACCAUAUGGCUCUUAUUUUUCCCUAAUUAAGUUUGAGCUAAUGGGGAAGCGCAGCCCAUUGACAGGCUCUGCAUCACGGCAGGGCGGAGCAGGGCAUUCCAAGCACUGGAAGAUCCCAGCAGAUUCCCAUCACAGGGUGUGUUAAUGCUGUCCAAGAGCUCCGUGGAGUGGCUUUGCUGGCAGAUGCCUUUUGGACCAGUGUCUGCUCCCUGCUUCCCCUCUGUUCAAUUUUAAUAUUCCCAAACUCCUCCUGUAAAGCCAAGCCAUGAUUUAGCUGCUGGAAUUGGGUCUCCCCCACCACGGAGCAGCCACAGGGUCCAGCAUCACCUCAGAUCAGGGUUUUCUCUUAAAUCCCUCUGCUUCUGACAGAGAGGGGAGGCAGGGCUCAGGCCCCACUUUUCCAAGCAUCCUUAUUUUGCUGCAUCAGGACCCACUGGAUGCUCUCCCCUGGCUUUGGUGGAGCUGGUGUGUGGCAAACCCAGAUCUCCCUGAUUAGCUAAUUGCUCUUUUUUUUUUUUUUUUUUUUUUUCCUAACUAAGCAGAAGUAAAUUCCAGACCACUUUGGUCGUUGUUAAGUCAGUUCACAUCCUGACAAAAUGUCUCUUGAGCUGCCUAGAGCCCCCAUCCUUGCAGGGAGGGGAAAACAGCCCUGACCUCUGUUUUCCGUGGAAAUCUGCCAUCUGCUCAAUUUUCUUUCCUUUCUUCACAUUUUCAGCCCAGAGCAUUCACUAUCUCAAACUUCUAUCUGCCUUUUUUUAAAUCUAUAUCCCAAAAUGCAGUUGCCUCCUUUAUGUACAAAUAAACUGAGUUAAACCUUG
This is a messenger RNA of Corvus hawaiiensis (hawaiian crow), 5390 nucleotides long. It is a transcript of the gene KANK4, whose product is annotated as KN motif and ankyrin repeat domains 4. NCBI's taxonomy places the organism in Eukaryota, Metazoa, Chordata, Aves, Passeriformes, Corvidae. Gene Ontology annotation, cellular component: cytoplasm; cytoskeleton. The record is from RefSeq and is a predicted model, not a curated record. Gene Ontology annotation, biological process: negative regulation of actin filament polymerization. The transcript is spliced from 10 exons. Bases 849 to 3989 code for a protein of 1046 amino acids. Gene Ontology annotation, molecular function: protein binding.